GACUUUCGAGUUUCGGCUGUUGGCUUGCAAGAGAAAUAAAAGUAUAAAACCCUUCAAACGAAACAACAAUUUGGUCCAAAAAAGAGUCUGUUGGUCAGGGAUCUGUAUUAGUGGCUCUCUCCCUCUCUGAACUCGAACUGAUCGCAGCUCAAACCAGCUCUUAUUUUGCUAUGGCGAAUUUUUAGGGUUCGUAACUACUUUUUAGGGCUUCGAGCAUAUCUACGACUAAAUUGGCGUCAUUUGGAGUACCUGCUGGAUCCCAUAUGAGAUGGGGAUAUCUUUCAAAGUGGCUAAAAAUGGUACUAGGUUUCGCCUCAAACCCCCUCAAGCAGAGAGUGUUCCUGACGAUGGGAUAGAUACUUCCAAGGACAAUUCUCGUAUUCUAGCUGGAAACGAACCGACUCCAAGCACCGGCCGGAAGCCAGAGGCUUAUAUCAGUGGAACGGACGAGUCUGUUGCUGAUAUCUCUGGUUCUUGUUUACCCUCUGGAGCAGAUACUAUUUCAGCAGAGCAAGAAGUCUCCUUCACAUUGAACCUCUAUCUGGAUGGAUAUUCAAUACGGAAACCAUCAGAGAAGGGCACAACACUUCAGGCUUCACUUCAAGAUGUUCCAAAGUUGCAUCCAUAUGAUAGGACAUCUGAGACCCUUUUCUCUGCAAUUGAGUCUGGAAGAUUACCUGGAGAUAUUCUGGAUGACAUACCCAGCAAGUAUUUUGAUGGGACAAUUCUGUGUGAGGUGUGGGACUAUAGGAAGUGUGCAUCUGAACCAGGAGAUAAUCUCUCCUUUGAAGGAUCCCCCAUUAUUAGUAAAGUGCGCCUUAGGAUGUCCUUGGAGAAUGUUGUGAAGGACAUUCCUUUGAUCUCAGAUGAUUCUUGGACUUACAGUGAUCUAAUGGAGGUAGAAUCCCGGAUAUUGAAAGCUCUGCAACCAGAACUUUGCCUAGAUCCUACCCCAAUGUUAGACAGACUUUGUGGUGACCCAAUUCCAACCAAGCUCAAUCUUGGUCUGGGCAGUGCUCGCAAGCGGAGAUUGGGGCAGAUGCCACAAGUGACUGUGGCAUCUAAUAAUCAAACCCAUGGGAAAAAAAUAUGCAUUGACAGGGUGCCAGAAAGUUCAAACUGCAGGUCAGGGGACCCUGGAUCCAUGAUGAGUGAUGCAACCCUACAACAUGCUAAUGAGAGUAUAACUGCACAAGGUAUUUUACCAAGCAAUACACAAACCUUCAGACUUAAGGGCACUGAACCAGAGGCUGCUGGACAAGCAUCACCUUCACUUUCCCACCAGUCAAAAUAUCAAUUGGGAGUUGGUCAUCAAUUGGGACCAGGGUCUGUUGUAAGCUCACCAGGAACUUCCUCUACUGGCCAGGACAUGAUCUCAUACACUGAAACUAUGAAUGCUAAUAUCUCUUCAAUUCAUGGAAAGAGAGAGCACCAAGAUACCCAACUGACAACCAAUAGUCAUAAGCGAAUUAGGCAAGCACCAGCUGCUGCUGAUGGUUUUCAACCACAGCCAGUGGGACAACAUAUGGACUGGAGAAGCACACUUCUACAACAACAGCCAGAAUCCAAAGGUAUUCAGUAUACCAGUACUGGUAGUCAGAAGUAUCCACAGCAGAUGCUUGAAGGGUUUCGAAAUCAGGAGGCAGGAGUGUCAUCAUUCUAUUUGGGGCAACAAGGGAUGAGAUAUGGUGUCAAGCAAGAGAGGCCCGAAAUGGAGAAAUUGGAGAAGCUGGAGUUUGAUAGGAGCAAAAUUGAUCCACACAUGCUGGAAGAGAGCAACCAAAUGGACCUACAGCAGUCACGGUUGCAACAGAGAGUACCACAACCUCCGUUUAUGAGGUCCCAUUUGUCUCCUCAGACUCAGUGGAAUAACCUUGGACAAGUAGUUGACAGAGAUAUGAGGAAGGAGGACCAGCUUCAGAAAAGAAAAGUACAGAGUCCCCGAGUGUCUGCCACUGCUAUGGUUCAAUCUCCAGUAUCAUCAAAAUCUGGGGAAUUUUCCAGUGGUUCCUUGGGAGCCCAAUUUGGUCCAGUUACAACAACAGCAGCACUUGGAUCAUCAAUGAAGGAGAAAACAACUGCCAUUUCUGGUGUGACAGUUGCUGGAACCCCAUCAGUGGCAUCCAGUCCCAAUGAUUCCAUGCAGCGGCAACAUCAAGCAGCAGUGGCUGUUAAACGAAGAUCCAAUUCUCUCCCCAAAACCCCAGCCAUGAGUGGAGUUGGAUCCCCUGCUAGUGUCAACAACAUUAGUGUUCCCUUGAAUGAAAAAAGCCCUUCAGUUGGCACUCCACCGUUGGCUGAUCAAGUUAUUCUAGAGAGGUUCUCAAAGAUUGAAAUGGUGACCCUGAGAUAUCAACUGAACUACAAAAAGAACAAAGUGGAUAACCACCACAUGAGGAAACCUUUAUCAUAUUCAACUAAACAGCUUUCAUUGUCUCUCUCCACUGCCCCCAAUGUUGAAGAUCUCAAAGAUGCAACCUAUAUGAGGUCAUUGUCAAAGUCACUUAUUGGCGGAAACAUGAAUAUUUGCAAAAUACGGGUACUAGAUUUUGUGCAGACAGAACGUAGAUUUCAAGGGAAUGCUGUCACUGUUGUUCCUAAAGCACAAAGUAGAUUAUUUAUGUCAGAGAAGCCAAAUGGUAGAACAGUAGCAGUGCAUUAUGGGGACAUAGAUGACACUGAUCUUCUAGCUGUGGAGGAUUAUCUUCCUACACUGCCUAAUACUAACUUUGCAGACUUGCUUGCAGCCCAGUUUAGUUCACUGAUGAUUCGCGAUGGAUAUCAACUUAAAGAAGAUCAAGUUCAGAUAAGACCAAUUCAAAUGAAUGUUUCCUCCAAUAAUCAGCCUGGUACUUGUGCAACUACUUCUGAAAGUGCAGCAGCUGAGAUGCAACAAUACCCAGAAACGGUUGCUGGUCAGUCAUCUACCACAGUAUCAGCAGCACCAAGUAACAGUGGGACUGCAUCUCUGAAUUCACCCCCAAAUAUUUUGGCAAACACACAGAUGCUACCUCCUGGAAACCCACAGGCCUUACAGAUGUCUCAAGGAUACUUGCCAGGGGUUGCAAUGUCUAACAGGCCUCAACAGCUAGACCCACAACAGUCCCUUCAGCAGCAGCAGCAGCAGCAGCAGCAACAGCAACAGCAGCAGCAGCAGCAACAACAACAACAACAACAACAACAACAACAACUACAGCAACAAAAUCAGCAUUCCCUGGUUCAACAGCAUACUCAGAUGCAGAGAUCACCAAUGAUGCUUUCAGCAAAUCCUCUCUCCCACUUGAAUACAUUUGGCCAGAGUUCGAAUGUGCAGAUGGCUAACCACAUGGUGAACAAACCCUCUCCUCUCCAACUUCAGUUGUUACAGCAGCAACAGCAACAACAAUCACAGUCACAAUCACAGCCACAACCUCAGCUACUACAGCAGCAGCAACCACAACAGCAACACCAACAGCAGCCACAGAUGCAGAGGAAAAUGAUGAUGGGACUUGGGACAGCCAUGGGUAUGAACAACAUGGGGAACAACAUGGUUGGCCUACAGGGCCUGGCCAAUGUCAUGGGUAUGGGCAUGGGAGGUGCAAGGGGAAUGGGGGCAGCUGGGAUAUCAGCUCCAAUGGGACCCAUCUCUGGUAUGGGCAAUGCUAUAAGUCAGCAAUUACGUUCAGGUGCAUUGUCCCAUGCACAAGCUGUUGCGUUAACAUCAAAACUCAAAAUGAUGCAGAGCAGAGGAGGCAUGUUAGGAGGCCCACAGGCAGGCAUUGCAGGAAUAUCUGGAACUGGGCAGUUGCUGCCCAGCUCUGCUGGUCUUCCGGUGCUGGGGCAGACACUCAACCGGGCAAAUAUCAACCCCUUGCAACGCACUGCUAUGGCAUCAAUGGGUCCACCAAAGAUGGUUCCUGGGACCAAUUUCUAUAUGAACCAGCAACAGCAACAGCAGCAGCAGCAGCUACAACAACAACAACUACAGCUGCAACAUAUACAACAGCAGCAGCAACAACAGCAGCAAUUACAGCAGCAACAGCAACAGCAGCAGCAGCAGCUACAACAACAACAACUACAGCUGCAACAUAUACAACAGCAGCAGCAACAACAGCAGCAAUUACAGCAGCAACAGCAACAGCAGCAACUACAACAGCAGCACCUACAACAACAGCAGAUGCAACAAAUUAGUUCUCCAUUACAGGCUGUUGUUUCACCUCCACAGGUGGGCUCUCCAUCAACCAUUUCAAUUCAGCAACAACUGAGCCAACAGCCACAGCAACAGAAACAGUUCAGCCCACAGCAGAUGAUCCAGCAAACACCAAUGAGCCCUCAGCAAUUGAGCUCAGGCACAGUCCAGCCAAUUAGUGCUGGAAAUGCAGGGGCUGGACCAGCAAGCCCACAGUUGAGUUCACAGACCCUUGGCUCAGUUGGUAGUAUCACGAGCUCUCCUAUGGAACUACAAGGUGUGAAUAAGAGCAACUCUGUCAGUAACAUGUAGGCAAUAGUGAAAUCCUAUUGAGCUGCUGGGUGUGUAGAAAAUUUCUGUUUGUAACAUAUGGACAAUGGUGAAAGAUUGAGACUAAAGUAUUAUGGAUUAGGCAACUUAGAACUCUGCAGUGAAACCUCUCCAACUUAGAACUCUGCAGUGAAACCUCUCCAACUUAGAACUCUACAGUGAAACCUCUGUAGUUUGGUCAUGGGAUAGCAUUAAUAUUCCUCAGCUGGGUUCAGCAUCUUUGGGUGUCCGGACCCUGUAAAAAGAUGGUCUUAAAACUAGUUGUGUUUUAUUUAUUAUUUUUUUUUUUGUAAGUAAAAGAGGUGGAGAUGUUCCUCUUGUUUUUUUCUUUAAUUUGUAGACAAACAUUAGUGAGCAUGAAAAGCACUGGAGGUGUAUUUUCUUGCUGACAGGAAUGAGCAGUUAUUAAUUUAUAAUUUAUGCGGGAAUGUGAGACAUUGGGACUGACGUUACAACCAGAAGUUUGGCCCAGUGUUCGUUA
Nelumbo nucifera (sacred lotus) is the source of this 4979-nucleotide messenger RNA. RefSeq names its product nuclear receptor coactivator. The record is from RefSeq and is a predicted model, not a curated record. Gene Ontology annotation, biological process: regulation of transcription by RNA polymerase II. Gene Ontology annotation, molecular function: transcription coregulator activity. Gene Ontology annotation, cellular component: SAGA complex. NCBI's taxonomy places the organism in Eukaryota, Viridiplantae, Streptophyta, Magnoliopsida, Proteales, Nelumbonaceae.